AAAGUCGUCAAAACACAUACAAAACAACGUGAAUCCGUUUUGUGACGUAAGCACGUCCAUUACGUCGAACGUAACACGUUUGACUUCAGGAGCGCUAUUGGAACUUCACUCAGCUUGCUACGUUGCAGCAGUGAGCCAAAAUGUAUCGUCCUAAGCCGACUCUAAAGGACCGACAGCACCUAUACAGGCUCAUCAUCAGCCAGCUGCUCCAUGAUGGAUACACCAACAUCGCCAACAGCCUCAUCAAUGAGGUGAAACCACAGAGCGUGGUGUCGCCCUCUGAGCAACUGAUGCAGCUUGCCAAGAUAGGAAUUGAGAAUGACGACAGCGCCGUUCAGUAUGCUAUUGGCCGCUCAGACACAGUAGCACCUGGCGUGGGCAUUGAUCUGGAGUUUGAUGCAGAUGUCCAGACCAUGUCCCCAGAGGCCUCAGAGUAUGAGACCUGCUACGUCACGUCCCAUAAGGGUCCCUGCCGUGUGGCGACAUACAGCCGGGAUGGUCAACUUAUUGCCACAGGCUCAGCUGACGCCUCCAUCAAGAUUCUGGAUACAGAGCGCAUGCUGGCUAAAAGUGCCAUGCCCAUCGAGGUGAUGAUGAACGAGACGGCGCAGCAGAACAUGGAGAAUCAUCCUGUCAUACGUACGCUUUAUGAUCAUGUGGAUGAAGUCACCUGCCUGGCCUUCCAUCCAAGUGAACAGAUUCUAGCAUCUGGCUCAAGAGACUACACCCUAAAACUGUUUGACUACUCAAAGCCCUCUGCUAAAAGAGCUUUUAAAUACAUACAGGAAGCAGAAAUGCUGCGUUCAAUCUCCUUCCACCCCUCUGGGGACUUCUUGCUGGUGGGAACACAGCACCCUACACUGCGCCUCUAUGAUGUCAACACUUUCCAGUGCUUUGUCUCCUGUAACCCACUGGACCAGCACACAGACACCAUCAGUGGCGUCAGCUACAACCCUUCUGCCAACAGCUACGUCACCUGCAGCAAGGACGGCAGCAUCAAGCUGUGGGAUGGUGUCUCCAACCGUUGCGUGACCACCUUUGAGAAGGCCCAUGAUGGGGCAGAGGUGUGCUCCGCCAUCUUCUCCAAGAAUUCCAAGUACAUCCUGUCCAGUGGAAAAGACUCAGUGGCCAAGCUUUGGGAGAUCUCUACUGGUCGGACCCUGGUCAAGUACACAGGGGCGGGACUUAGCGGCCGUCAGAUGCAUCGCACACAAGGUGUGUUCAACCAUACGGAGGACUACGUGCUGCUGCCUGAUGAGCGAACCAUCAGUCUCUGCUGCUGGGACUCUAGAACAGCAGAAAGGAAGAACCUGCUUUCUCUGGGCCACAACAACAUUGUCCGCUGCAUCGUCCAUUCACCCACUAACCCCGGCUUCAUGACCUGCAGUGAUGAUUUUAGGGCCCGCUUCUGGUACCGCCGUGCCACCACAGACUGACCCUCUGUGUUCUGACUUCCCUGAAGCUCUCAGUAACCUGCUGGUGCCAUGGCAGUCCUCUUACCAGUCAUAUAUUUCACUUUUAGUUGAUAUGAAACAGUGUAGGGGAGUUUAUGGACCGGUUCUAAAGAACAGCAGCAAUUGUAAUCACUAAGCCACAAAAGGAAGUGUGGCCACUGCUUCCCUACUGUCUUCUGUUUUAGAAAACGCUUGAAUGAGAGCGAAUGUUUAAACUGAAAGAACAACCCAUAAAACUGCCCUGGAAACAUCAGCUGUGACACUGUUUUGGUUCUUAUAAUGACCUGUACAUUUGGUUCACUGUCUCUUUGUUGUGUUUUUUUAUCUUGUGUUUUGAUUUUUAAUAAAAAAAAAACAAGCCAAAA
This is a messenger RNA of Girardinichthys multiradiatus, 1819 nucleotides long. It is a transcript of the gene cstf1, whose product is annotated as cleavage stimulation factor, 3' pre-RNA, subunit 1. Gene Ontology annotation, biological process: mRNA 3'-end processing. Gene Ontology annotation, cellular component: mRNA cleavage stimulating factor complex. Gene Ontology annotation, molecular function: RNA binding; protein binding. The record is from RefSeq and is a predicted model, not a curated record. The coding region runs from base 141 to 1436 and encodes 431 amino acids. NCBI's taxonomy places the organism in Eukaryota, Metazoa, Chordata, Actinopteri, Cyprinodontiformes, Goodeidae. The transcript is spliced from 6 exons.